GGGAAUUCGAACGACUCUCGGUACGCAAAAAUGAAUCGGAAUCACAGAGGUACCUGCCAGUCUUCGGCCUUGUGCUUACCGCUUGUUGGGUUUUUUCUGAUCAGUGCGUUUCGCCCAUAAUUGCUGAGGGGAGCUAUUUUCGAUCGACUAGUGACUACACGAGGUGUUGAUAUCUGAAUCGCCGAUAAUCUUUAAGCUGUUGCGUAAAGAAAUGCUGAGCAAACAGUCGACGCCUCGGGACUUGAUACUCAGAAGUCUUCGAUGAGGAGAAUUCACACUCUGCUACUUACUUUGCAAUGGCCUCAAGUUCAGUCGAGAAACCAGACCCAGCAAUUUCAUAUAAGAACGAUCUGUGGGGGUACGAAGUGCGCUCUUCUUCCGACGACUGCAUCACUUUCCUUAACAAAUACUAUAUUGAAGUUCUCAGCUAUGGUCGUGACAAGCGGGUCAUAUUACAGGCAGCAGAUGCAGACAAUUGUUGUGCAUUGGCUUGUGGUCUAGCUGCAGUUUAUCUAUGGGCUCCUCAAAAGUCCACAACUUUACCUCCUAGAGCUCUCAUUUACCUCACAGCAGCCAAGGAAAACCUGGUUAAAGCAUCCAAAUACGAGGAGCUUGUCGUCCGGGCUUUGGUUGCGUGGAUAGAACAUGGCUCCGAGGAUGCACUUGCGCGACACUUUGAGGUUCUGGAGAGUUAUCCAAGAGAUCUGCUAACUUUGAAAAGAGGCCAAACUCUGUGUUUUAACAUGGGACGGAGUGCGGACAUGCUACGUCUGGCUUUGAAGGCACUACCUUUCAAUGUGGAGAGAGGCUACGUGUUUGGAAUGUUGGCGUUUGCGCUCGUGGAGGUCGGCAGCAUCAGAGAAGGAGAGAGUGCUGCAAGAAUGGCUUUGACUAUUGAGGCUCAAGAUAUUUGGGCUCAGCACGCACUCUGCCACGCGCUUGAGUACCAAUGCCGCUUCAAAGAAGCCUUGACUCUUAUGAACAUAUCCUGCAGCUCGUGGCUUACCCGGUGCUCAUUCAUGCGUGAACACAAUUGGUGGCAUGUGGCUGCUUGCCAGCUAGAACUAGGCGGUCGUUCGGCUCUGAAGACUGUGCUUUAUAUAUAUGACGAACAUAUUUGGGGAUCCCAACGUGUCAUCAAGAACCCUCAGACGUACAUAAAUGCUCUUGGUCUUCUUUUGCGCAUGGAAAUUCGGGUUGAUAGCAGCAUUGUCCAGGAACGAAUUUUACAAGUAGUCAGUUCUUUAAAAGAACGGGCAUUUGAGCAUCAAGAACUUCUACUAGACCUACUUGCGAUAUGGGCUUUCGGGCGUGCUGAUCAGCCGGAAGAGGCAAUCGAGAUGGCCGAGAGUGUGAAAAGCAAAGUUCUGGCCGUGGACGUAUACAAACCGAGCACUAUGCAGUGUGUCAUAUCGCUGGCAGCAGCCCUGUGCGAGUGCGGAAGGGGUAAUUUGAAAGCUGUUGCUGAGAUUUUGGGAUCAACCUUUUAUACCGGCAACUUGAAGGUGCUUGGAGCAUCGAACGAGCAACUAGACGUGUUUGAGGAUCUAUGGUGCAUUUCUUCCCUGAGAGCAGGCCAUGUAACACAAGUGGUUGAGGUCGCGGAGAGGCUCACUAGAGAGAAGCCAGGCAUUUCUUUCGCAUGGCGAGUUCUGGAAGAAGCGUACUCCAAAAGUGGACAAGCACCAGAGGCCAUUUUUGCAGGCUCGAGAGCUAGGGUGCUUGAACUGGCGGGUGAGGAAGAAUUAUUAAACAUGAGCUCUCUUUACCUAUAGACUCAAUGAGUCUCUAGAAGCUUCAAAACUGAAGCUCAAUGUUUAGAAUUCAUGUACUACGUACAGGUAAUUUAAGUAAAACUUGACGCGGACAAGUUUCUCAAGAAUUCGAUUCCAUGGCAGAGUCGAACGUGAUUACAUGGAAACUGUCUACAGAUUAAAAAAUAUAUUCUUUACUUCCACUAGAAUUAGUACCUAGGCAAGGCCAGAAUCGAGACAGAAUCAUUAACAUGAGGCAGACUAACGAGACAGGAGUUAACCCACAAGACACACACUUCCAUUUAGAAUCAGUAACGCGGCCUAUUGCACUAAGUCCUUAUAAUAAAACCAAAAUAAAAC
Messenger RNA from Marchantia polymorpha subsp. ruderalis, 2114 nucleotides. The record is from the annotation of a GenBank genome assembly. NCBI's taxonomy places the organism in Eukaryota, Viridiplantae, Streptophyta, Marchantiopsida, Marchantiales, Marchantiaceae.